AUGGCCCUCGCGCGGGUCACCCGUGGCCCGGCUGAAGCGCGCUCUCGCGCGCGCCGCGAAACGCUCUUGACCUUGGAGCGACUGAGCUGCGUGGAACAAGAGCACAGACGGGCGCCUGGGACGUGCAGCUGGACCCGGCGGAUUCGGCAUCGCUCGCUGGACCACGGGACCCCCAUGGAGGUUGGCGUCCAAGCAGAGCAGCCCAUGGAGGAUGGCGUCCGAGAGCAACCGCCGCUUACGCUCGUGCUCAGCGCCAGACUGGCCAUGGCGGCCCGAGCCUCGAGGCCCUCCCGGGCGAUGAUGCUGCAGUCAGGUGUGCCCGAAGACUAUGUGGAUGCCUUGCUGGAUGACAACUAUAUGGCACAGCUGAUAGCCGCAACGGCCAAGCAGCACCGGAAGAGAGAAAAGCAGCGAGAUCGACAAGCUCGUUUGCAGAAGGUCAUCCUGGUUUUCCUCCUCUGCCAGGCCGUGCUCGGCGUGGUGGUGGCACUCUACAAGACCUUCCUUCAGCCGGACAAGGUCAUUAGUGCCUUUGUGAACAUGGAGAACAUCGACAUGGUGUUGAUGAUGGACACCUCCAACCACAUGAAAGAACGUAGAGAGCAGCAGCGGAAUGUUGUUCUGCACUUCUCCAAGGACAUGCAUGAGGCCAUGGCACGGCAACGGGACGACACGCUGGAAGCGAAUGUGCAGCGAGUGGAGGAGCUGAAGCACAACCAGACCACCAGGUUCAGCAGAUUCCUCAGCUUCUUCUUCAACACCAACAAGCCGCAGGAUCACACCGGCCUAUCGGGUGGCAGGCUCCGCUUUGCCACCGGCAUCUUCAAUAGGAAGAGCCAGACGCUGCAUGACUUUACAAAUAACCUCACGCUUCAGGACGAGGCCUUGCGCCAAGUGACCGCGGAGCACUACGAGUCCUUCACCCACCUCAAUCAGGCCAUGCAGCGCUGCGUCGAGACCUUUCGAGAGGCCAACAAGCCCAACACCAAGAAGUACUGUGUUUUGAUUGGCGACAACGAGGCAAUGUGCCAGAAGCCGAAAAGCAAGAAGGUGGAGGAGUUUGCCAAGCUGCCGCAGUUCGCACACCUCUUUCCAGAUGACCUGCUGGAGGUGGGUGCGGCCAUCGAAUACGCUUACGAGUUUGAAAGCUGCAAGGAUUUCGUGGCCACCGACUUUGGCGACAUCAAGCUCAUCAUGAUGUUCACCGUUUCGUCCAAGGAGGAUGAGCAAAUGCGUCUGAGGAACCCUACCUUCCGGAACUUCGUCCAGAACACCACGGAUUGCGAGUUCGACACUGUUUCUCACAUCGAGACCAAGGGGGAUUUUCAGGCCACCGUCAUGGAGUACAAGGCCAAGGCAGAGACCUGUGUUCGCUUCAUCUUGGGCCGUGGCUUGGAUGACGUGUUGCAGAAGUCCCAGUCCAUCGUGCAGCUUCUGCAGGCAUCUGCCACGGAUUUCGAGACUCCCAAUAUGCAGAAGGACAAUCGCUAUUUGGCCUUCCUGAUGAUGCCACUGAACCUUGCCUUCUAUCUUGGUGCGUCGGCCAUUGCUCGCUGGUACGAAUCAGUUCGCAACAAGGCCGCUCGGGUCAUGGGCAAGAAAAAGAAGAUGAUCAAAGUUACAAAGACUCUGGUGGAGAAGACUCGCAGGAAAUCCGUGGUGGACCGCUUUGCAGCGCUGCAUUCAGACAUCGAAUUGGCCGAGGUGAAGAAGCGAUUGCAGCCUCUGGUCAAGCUGAAUGCCCCCAUGACGGUGAGGGCACGCCUGAAGGGUGGCUGCUUACGACACAACGCGCCGCAGGGUGUGGCAGACGGCAAUGGCACACCCUUCGACCCGAGCGCGUUCUGGACCUUCGAGCCAGUCGUGGCCACGGAAGACCAGAGCCCAGAUGUGACCAUGGAGGCGCGGCAAAAGGUCCUCAUCAAGAACAACAAGGGCGAGGUGCUGUGUCUGACGGAGGGCGGCGACACCAGGUUUUUGCCUGCUUCAGAGGCGGGCAGCCUGUCGCACUUCGUGCUGGGCGCCACGACUGGAGAGGACGAGGCUGCCAAGCUGGGCGAGACGCUGCGAAUCCAGUCGGCAGCAACCGGCAAGUACCUCCGGGUCAACAAAGAUGGCACCUGUGAUGGCAACGGCAAUGCCAAAGAGACGGAGACGCAGUUCGUCAUCGACCAGGGUGGCCCGCCCGUGACGUCAGGCGGCAUUUUCUCCUUCCGCGUGGAGGCGACGGACAACGCCUGUCUUCAUGGAAAUCCCAACGGUUCAGUGCAGGUGGCCGCGCCGGGCACCUGGUCUUACUGGAUGGUGGAGAAAACCGGCAGCACACACAGUAGCAGCUCCUCCAGCGAUGCGAAGGUGGAUGCCUGGGAUUCCCAGCACCUGAGAAUCGGCGACGUGGUCACCGUGAAGGCCAUGAACAACCAGUUCCUCCAGGUGGAUCCAGGAAGCCGAGUCUGCCACGCGGGAGACCCCACCGCCGAACUCACUAGUGCGGUGCCGGAGAGCACGCCGAGCAGUAGCAGCGCUUCGGGGGUGCAAGAGUUUGUCAUUGCGCGUGUGGGCAUGGGACCCGUCGCUCUCAACGACCUCACCAUCCGAAAGGGCGCCAACAUUUGCCUGAAGCCCUACAGCAGGACAGGAGAAGCUGACGAUCUGAACUACCUCAAGGUCAACAUGAGCGGGGCCAUCACCGCGGACGGCAAAGCAACGGAGCGGGAGAUUGGCUUUGUCAUGGAGAGCGGCUCGGUGAACCAGAUGCUGUCGCCGCUGGGGAACGCCCUCCACCAGGGCGACGUGGAUCUCCUGGUGGCCCCCUUGUGGAAUAAGUCAGAUGUCAAGCACUACGAUGCGCUUUCUUCCAGUUGGACUCAUGACGAGGAGCUGUCCAAGUUCAAGGGAGCUGUGGUCGUGGCCAACGAGCAGGGGGGCUACACGGUGCCGAAGGCCGCAGGUGAGGGGAACCAGGAGUGGGUUGCGGUGGUAAACGAAGGUGUGGACCUUCGCAAGGCUGCGGCCCAGGCCAAGAAGCAGGGCGCCACAGGUCUCAUCAUCCGCUGCGAGCAGGCGCUCUCUUUGGAGAAGCUGGCGGCAAGUGCUGAGGACGAUGUGCCGCCGGAGCUGCCGGCGGUCUUUGUCACCCAAAAGGUGGGUGAGGCCCUGAAAGAGCGAGGCAUUGUCCUCAAGGGCUGUGAGUUCAAGAAGAAGUACAUGACGGAGGUCAUGCGCACCCUGGGCCGGCUUGGAGCGCCAGGUGGCGGCUCCGAGAAGUACAAGAACGUGUUCCAGGCAGUGGGAAAUGCCAUCAUCAACGAGGAGAAGGAGAAAGCAAAGGCUCCAAAGCCCAUGCAGAAGGUUGCCGUCGUGGCCAACGCGCAAGAUGGGGCGCAGGGCAAGUUCAAGUGGAAGGUGAAUACAAACACGCAGUACAUCUGGUCAGGCUCUGGCGGAGGUGCCACCACCAUGCAGGUGAACUACGGUGUGAAGGCCCCACCCUCCGCGAUGAAGCAGAAGAUCGUGGAGGGCCAUGAUGGUCAGGAAACGACCCACGUGGAUGCAUCAGCGGACAUUGUUCCUGAGAUCAGCACUCACGAUCUUAUGGGGCGCCGGUCCGUGGUCGGCAGCGCUCUGGUGCCUGCGGCGGACUUCAAGGCUCACUGCCUGGCGGAGGAGCUUUCCGAGGUCUUGCUGGAGGACGCGACGUCUGCGCAAGCCCAGGCCACAGAGCAGCUGUCUGAUGAGAGCGAUUUCAUGAUCGAGUACACUUUCGCAGAGGUCGACGUGCCGGUUACGAAGGAGAACCAGGACCCCAACGAUUUGGACGAGGAUGAGGAAGUCAUGGAAGAGGGCACAGCGGUGAGCAGAGUAGGCGUGCCGCGGCGGUACUUCUGGAUUGUGGCCGCCUUCCUGGUGUUGUCCACCACGGCUCUGGUGUGGCUACUGCACGCGAACCUGUCCUCCGAAAUCCAGCUUCCAGACGAGUUCCGGAAGCAUACGGACAUGGAGGAGGAGGUGAUGUUCACCGGUGGUCCUGGCCUUUUUGCACCCAUCCGGUUUCUGAGAGAAAGCUGGUGAGUCGUAGAAGAGUGGUUGAGCGAUGUCUUGUGCCGAAGCCCUUCCUUCAAAAGGAGCGCAUCCGGAGCAUGCAUGUUGUUGCCCAUGCC
Messenger RNA from Effrenium voratum, 4160 nucleotides. The record is from the annotation of a GenBank genome assembly. Lineage: Eukaryota; Dinophyceae; Suessiales; Symbiodiniaceae.